Prosopis cineraria is the source of this 1164-nucleotide messenger RNA. Its product is annotated as aspartic proteinase CDR1-like. Bases 1 to 1164 code for a protein of 387 amino acids. The transcript has 2 exons. Gene Ontology annotation, molecular function: aspartic-type endopeptidase activity. NCBI's taxonomy places the organism in Eukaryota, Viridiplantae, Streptophyta, Magnoliopsida, Fabales, Fabaceae. Gene Ontology annotation, cellular component: extracellular region. Gene Ontology annotation, biological process: proteolysis. The record is from RefSeq and is a predicted model, not a curated record.
AUGACCCACUCGGAGCGCUUCCAAAACGCUGCGGUUCGCUCCAGGGUUCGAGCUAAUCGCUUUGGCCAGUCUUCGAUGGCUGAAACAAGUGAGUUAGUAGAAACUGAUAUAUUCCCAAAUGAAGCAAACUACCUCAUGAAGAUCUCCAUUGGUACUCCGCCUGUAGAGAGAUGGGCAACUGCUGACACAGGAAGCGACCUCAUUUGGUUCCAAUGCUCACCUUGUCCACAGUGCAACCCUCAAAAUGAACCGUUAUUUGAUCCCAAAAGUUCUUCCACUUACGUGACUCUGCCAUGCACCUCAAACCCUUGUGAAGUUCUGCCCCGAAACAAUGGGUAUCCUAUAUGCGGAACAUCAAAUGAGUGUACGUAUUAUUAUUCAUAUGGGGAUGAAUCAUACACUAUGGGAGAAUUGGCUAACGAGUCAAUUAGUUUUGGAGCAAGCGGUAGUGGGCAGCCUGUUUCAUUUCCUAAUACGGUGUUUGGAUGUGGACACAACAACAAUGCCACUGACGGAGAUUCUGACACAGGACUUGUUGGGUUUGGUCAAGGUGCUUUGUCUUUAGUUUCACAAAUGGCGGAAGUAGGUCGCAGAUUCUCGUACUGUUUUCCUCCUAUGAGUUAUCAGUCCACAACUAAACUAAGAUUCGGGGACGAAGCCACCAUAUCAGGAAAUGGGGUUGUGUCCACUCCUUUGAUCACCAGACAUGGUUCGCCUUAUUACUUCCUCAACCUCGAAGGUAUGACCGUCGGAGAUCAAAAAGUGUCGCUGACAAGUCAAAGAAAUGGGAACAUGUUCAUUGAUUCUGGGACGACAUUUACAAUGCUUCCAUCGAGCUUUUAUGACCAGGUUGAAGCUUCGGUGAGAAAAGCCAUUGGAGCUGGCGAAUUAAUAGAACGGAACAGUGACAAAGACUUGUGUUACAAAAAUGCCAACUCCAUCAAGAAUAUUCCUAAUUUUGUGGUUCAUUUUAAAGGAGCCGACCUUUCCUUAAAACCUCAGAAUUUUUUCCGUUUCAUAUCUGACAAUGUUAUGUGCUUUACGAUGAAUCCUACAAAGAGAUUACCCAUUUAUGGAAAUCUGGCUCAGAUUGAUUUUGAAGUUGAGCAUGACCUUGAUCAGAAAAAAAUUUCUUUUGCUCCUGCUGACUGUACUAAACAGUAG